Molecule: messenger RNA, 1047 nt
Organism: Toxorhynchites rutilus septentrionalis
Lineage: Eukaryota; Metazoa; Arthropoda; Insecta; Diptera; Culicidae
Product: glutathione S-transferase E14-like
Exons: 5
Coding region: 223-933 (236 amino acids)
Biological process (GO): glutathione metabolic process
Molecular function (GO): glutathione transferase activity
Source: RefSeq, a predicted model, not a curated record
GGUUAGUUGAACCGUCCUACCCGGUGGGCUCAGCAAGUUGCUGUAGAAUUUGAUCUUUUCCAUGUUCGAUCAGUUGCGUACGAGUCUCGAAACGGUGGGUAAGGUAACUGACGCUUGUUGCACUGAUUCCAGACUUUGUUAUACUACCUACUAAAAUCAAAGUGCUUCGUCAUAGUGACGAUAAUUAUUCAAUCAAUUUAAAUAGCAAAUGAUAGUCAUUUGAUGGUCAUAUCUGUUGAAGUUUUUCUUUUAUUCCAGAAAAAUUUCCUCAAAAUGUCGAAGCCCAUCUUGUAUUACGACGAUGUUAGUCCGCCCGUUAGAAGCGUUCUCCUGACAGUGGCUGCAUUGGACAUCAAGGAUAAAGUGGAUUUAAACUGGAUUGAACUGUUCGCUGGAGCUCACCUACAGAAAGAGUUUAGAGAAAUAAACCCCUUGCACACCGUGCCAGUUCUGGUACACGAUGAUCUAGUCAUUACGGACAGUCACGCAAUUUUAAUGUACCUGUGUGAUGUUUACGGCAGGGACAGUAAGUUUUCGCUGGAAGAUCCCCGAAGGCGGGCCAGCGUAAUGAAUCGUCUGUGCUUCAAUAAUUCCGUACUUUUCAGGAGAGAUUCAGAAAUUAUGCGUAAAAUUUUCCAUGGUGAAAUAACGGACGUUUCAGGUCACCUGGACCCUAUCAGAGAGGCUCUCGAUUACUUGGAAGUAUACUUGGGGAAAACCAAAUUCAUCGCAUGUGACGAACUCACGGUUGCAGAUCUUUCAAACAUUGCCACACUGAGCACGCUUGAGAUUAUUUGUCCCCUUGCGGGUGGACGUUGGCCAAAAGUGGAGGCGUGGAGCGGUUCAUUGAAACAGUUGCCUUACUAUCAUGAGGCAAAUCAAGUGGGAUUGAAUAAAUUAAGAGAAAAACUAGUUACGCUAUUGAAGUUAUAGUGCAACCACUGUAGAAUACCAUGUUCAGAAAACUUGUAAUAUUUCAUGUUUCAAAUAUAGGAAUGUUUCAAAUAUAGGAAAAUAAUGUAAUUUGAUGCAAUAAAGAAGGAAAAU